Messenger RNA from Cladocopium goreaui, 1392 nucleotides. The record is from the annotation of a GenBank genome assembly. Lineage: Eukaryota; Dinophyceae; Suessiales; Symbiodiniaceae.
AAUCCGAUCAAGGUAGACGAGGUGCCUCGAAGCACAUGAAACGUACCAUUUUCGCCCUGCUUUGUUCCACUUGCUUGGCAAGUCAACUGCAAGUGGCUUUUCAGGGCCUCGUGGAUGGAUUGGCCAAAAGAUAUGGCUAUGCAAUGCAGAUUGCGUGGAAGUCCAAUAUUGAGGAGUUCACCGUCGCCGCCGGACAGCACGCCAUUACUGGCAGAGCCGUGACGGCGGAAGAUACCUUUGCCUUUGGCUCGGGCACCAAGCCCUACACAGCGGUCCUCCUGCUGAAACUUGCUGCAGAGGGGAAACUCGAGUUAGAUAGACCAGCUGCAUACUAUGUCGACCCCAUUCUGAAGCGCACGAAUAGCACCUCUAUGGUGCAACUCUUCGGUUCCACCGCGUCGAAAGUCACGGUGCGGCACCUCCUGCGUAUGCAGAGUGGCCUGGCAGACUUUGACGUCAAAGGUUUCGAUGAUGCCUUGCUGAAGCAGGGUGGUUCUGUCCACAGCCCGGUGGAAUUCUUGCAUGCAGCUGCCCAACAGAGCCCAGUGUUUCUUUGCAGCCCGGGAAACUGCACCAGUUACACCAGCACGAACUACGUGCUGGCAGGCUAUGUGGCUUUGGGUGCCACCAACCCCACAGCGGACUGGCAAAGCUUGGAUCAGACCCAGAUCUUUCCAGAUCCGGCAAGCCCAAAGUAUAAAAAAUGCACCUUUGCUGACUCUGGGCGCUUAAAUACGACCCUGGACAUCCCAGGAACUGCUGGCAGUUUCCUGAAACGCGUGCAGAUCUACUCCCAAGACGCCUCCAUCCUGGGUUGGACCUGUGGAAAUCUCAUUGCCCCUGCGGGCUCUGCUGCCGAGUUUUUCUACGAUCUCCUGAUCGCCAAGAGCAUCAUUCCGGCUGAGAUGGUGGACAAAAUGCAGGAUUUCGCUCCGCUGAAUGUUGGUUGGGCGAAGGGCAUGAUCCAGUACGGCACUGGUCUUAUGAUUCAGCAGUCCAGUUGGAACGCCACGGAGCCCCCAGUGCUUGGCAGCUGGGGUUCCUACGUGGGCCACGGGGGCGACACCUAUGGCUUCCUCUCGGAGAGCGGCGUGCUGAGCGAGUUCAACGCCUCUUUUUCGGCCACGGCGAAUGAGGAACACCUGGGCCCGUUUGUCAAGAAUGUCAUGGUUUGCAACAUGAUCAAACUGGCCGCAAAAGUGCUGUUGGACAAAGACGUGUUCUUGAAGUGUGGCAUCCGUCCCUUUCCAGAGGAGAUUGCAGUGUAGCGAGCUGCAGCCAGAAGGUUGCGGGACUCCCUGGACCCCGGGAAAGGGCCCCAGAGGAUCCCAGAAAUUGGAGCAAACAUUUGGUGGAAAUCCGCCUGCUUGGAUGGCAAAAAUUGGUUUGCUG